AUGGAACGCAUCGCAUACUCUGGGCAACUGGCAUUGCGCCAGGAGCUCUGCGCUUCGUGCUUGAAGACAUGGCGCAGGUCGCGUGCUUUGACAGAGGCAGGGCGGAUAGGACUUCAAAAUAGCAAUCGGAUACAGCGUCGCUACAAAGGCUAUGUUGCACCAGAAGGCGAACAAGCCAGGCCUAUCACCGGCUUCUAUGCAGACAUGCUGAAGAAACCGCUGUCGGAAGCACAGCCACUAUCCCACACAACGCCCGAGCCGCCAAAAGAGCCACCGAAGACGCAGAAGGAAGAGACAUUUGCAAAAGCCCGUAUCGUCUUUGGAUCUACCACGGCCUUGGAAGAACGUAAACAGGAAAUCAUGAAAUCGUCCCAGAACGUUGCCGGCGUACUAGUCCCUCCGCGACCCGAAGAACCAGACAACUGCUGCAUGUCUGGAUGCGUGAACUGUGUAUGGGACAUGUAUCGAGACGAAAUGGAAGAGUGGGCCGAGAAGAGCGCUCAAGCAAGGGCGGCGAUGCAGGCACAACGGCAGGAAGGAAAAGGCACAGGCAGCAUGGUAGCGGGAGACACAUCACCGAGUCAUGUUGCUACGAGUAUGGACGAUGACGGCGGUGGCAGUGAAACGAAUUGGGACACUGGUUUCGAUGAUGCGGAGAAAGACAAGUUGUUUGACGAUAUACCCGUGGGCAUUCGGGAGUUUAUGAGGACGGAGAAGAAGUUGAAGCAGGCGCAGAAGAAGGCCGAAGCUGCGGCGGCAGCGUGA
Molecule: messenger RNA, 765 nt
Organism: Alternaria ventricosa
Lineage: Eukaryota; Fungi; Ascomycota; Dothideomycetes; Pleosporales; Pleosporaceae
Exons: 2
Coding region: 1-765 (254 amino acids)
Cellular component (GO): mitochondrion
Source: RefSeq, a predicted model, not a curated record